This is a messenger RNA of Thermochaetoides thermophila DSM 1495, 702 nucleotides long. RefSeq lists its product as uncharacterized. The transcript has 7 exons. NCBI's taxonomy places the organism in Eukaryota, Fungi, Ascomycota, Sordariomycetes, Sordariales, Chaetomiaceae. Bases 1 to 702 code for a protein of 233 amino acids. The record is from RefSeq and is a predicted model, not a curated record.
AUGAAGGAUUCGUCAAAGCAUCCUCCGUAUGACACUAAUUUCGUCGCCAGUGAUACAGAAAAGGACAAGGUGCCGCCAGCGCUUAAGGAGCCAUGGACGAAGUGUUUCGCCCCCGUCGAAGUUGGAGACAAGAUCUCCAAUGGUCGGGCGUCAACGAACUGGGCCUUGGUUCCUGACGCUAGCGGAGGAUAUGAUGCCUAUGACAUUACCUGGCACGAGCCUGUUGGAAAACUCCUUAUGCGCGGGCACAUCGAAGAAGUUGUUGAGAAUGACGAAAAGAGUGGUCGUAGCCUUCGGGAUGUUGUUGGUAGGAUGGUCUACGACGUUACUGCCGGUGAAGAUGCCACAGAGGUCUUUUACAAGCACCAUGUGAAUCUAGAGAAGACGUUGGAUAUAGCAGAGUCAUUGGUUGUGGGGCGCAUUGUCAAUAACUGGGUCCCUGCUUCUGAGUGGUACGCCGAGGAUGAAGUAGUCUCCAUGGAAAAGGUGUACAAGUUUAACGGCCUAGCCAACUCUGACCCUGAAUGUCACAAUGCACUGAAGGGCUACCGGGGCACAUAUCUCACACCGAUCCCUAACUUCCCGGGGAAAGAGCUAGUUUAUGAUGUUACACUAAUAUUUCGUUAUGGAAGCCGCGACGAGCAGCAACGUGUCUGCCUAUGGCUGGGUAAAGUAACAGAAGACGACGACACCCAAGACUAG